AUGAAAAAGGCGGGAAGAAAUUACUGUCCGUAUUGCAACAAGAGGUUCGACGAUGCCGGCCAAUGUAUCGCGCAUUUAACCGAGCACGGGAUCAGCGAGGCCACAACCUGCCCCUACUGCGGCGAGAUAUUCCCUGCGACAGACCUCCUAGACACCCACAAGUCCAUAUACAAGAUGGUUGAGAUCCCUGAAGCCGUGCCCCCAGCGCCGACCAAGGAGCGCCCUCCAAAAGUUGAGUACAAAAUUCGCAAGGGCUGGAUGAGGUAUAAGUGGACUUGCCAGGAUUGUUUCAAGGGCUUUGAAGGUGUCGUGCCUCUGAGGGCUCACGUGCAGAAAGAGCACAAGAAAUGCUUCGCCAUAAAGUGUAUGGACUGCAACAGAAACAUGAGGAACUAUGCUAAGUUCGUAGAGCACGUCCACCAGCACCAGCCGUCUCUGAAGUAA
Molecule: messenger RNA, 444 nt
Organism: Bombyx mandarina (wild silkworm)
Lineage: Eukaryota; Metazoa; Arthropoda; Insecta; Lepidoptera; Bombycidae
Biological process (GO): regulation of DNA-templated transcription
Cellular component (GO): nucleus
Molecular function (GO): RNA polymerase II cis-regulatory region sequence-specific DNA binding; DNA-binding transcription factor activity, RNA polymerase II-specific; zinc ion binding
Source: RefSeq, a predicted model, not a curated record